Molecule: messenger RNA, 618 nt
Organism: Thermothelomyces thermophilus ATCC 42464
Lineage: Eukaryota; Fungi; Ascomycota; Sordariomycetes; Sordariales; Chaetomiaceae
Exons: 1
Coding region: 183-359 (58 amino acids)
Source: RefSeq, a predicted model, not a curated record
CCGCACUGUUUGAGGAUGGCGUGUGCCCAACGGGACCCCUCCAUACCUCUCGUCUCUCUCUCACACACCCUCUCACCCUCUCACCUCUCUCCCUCUCCAUAUGACUACCGACCAUCAAACCGAGUAUCGGCUUGUACACGUAGUAAUGUUUACAGCAGUGUAAGGGUAGCCUGGUCAGCCCAAUGUCCUCUUUCUUCUCACUCGUUUCUCUCUUCCUCAUAUUUCCUUGUCCGUUCCCUUGGCUAAGCUACCUAUAUACGUGCGCUACCGCGAGGCUGCGUCAAUUCCCGCUAGGAAAGCAGCAUGGAGCCUUGGAACUGUCUCCAGCCAGCCUCAAACAGUGCGGCCCUUGCUCUUGACUGCUAUUCGACUCCCCCUUCCAUAUUCCCACUCACCCCCGCGCGCGCUCCGGCUCCGACCAGUAAUCGGUGCUCGAUAUGUACAUACCUUUUUCCGCGAGACACAGCAAGCACAUGCUGCGGUCUGAUUGCAUCGACACGUAGGCGGUUUGGGAGGGGAGGGAGGGGGGAGUUAAGCUACCCGGUGUAGGUACCGAGUAAGUAGUGGGAGGGGCAGCAAGGUACCGCCGUACACGUGUGUGCUGCGUAGCGAGUAGUG